Molecule: messenger RNA, 9366 nt
Organism: Hippocampus zosterae (dwarf seahorse)
Lineage: Eukaryota; Metazoa; Chordata; Actinopteri; Syngnathiformes; Syngnathidae
Gene: cacna1aa
Product: calcium channel, voltage-dependent, P/Q type, alpha 1A subunit, a
Exons: 49
Coding region: 1588-9093 (2501 amino acids)
Biological process (GO): calcium ion import across plasma membrane; chemical synaptic transmission
Cellular component (GO): voltage-gated calcium channel complex; neuronal cell body; membrane
Molecular function (GO): high voltage-gated calcium channel activity
Source: RefSeq, a predicted model, not a curated record
AAGGUGGCCAACUUGGGGAGGGUGAGGUGUAGAGAAGAGCGCUCUCCUCCUCCAUUAAUUUCCAAAUGUCUGUUACUAAGAAUAGCUUCCCUCCUCCUCUUUCCAUCUCCGACAAACACAGCACUCGCAUGCGCCGUUGCAGGUGCGCACGUGUACGCGGCACACACAACCAACACCCCUUUUCCUCUGCGCGUGCAUUUGGCAAUUUCUAUGCGCAUUGACAUGAAUUUGGGAAUAGUGAUUCAAGGGGGGAGGGAAGAGGGGGGGGGCGGCAUUUUUCGUCAUUGUGGCUGACAUGAAUCGGUGUUUGGUUAGGGCGCUUGUGAGGCAGCCGUACGCGUGUGCAAGUCGGCGCUUGCGUCAUUAUGCAUGUGCGGCUGCUAUGGCGCACACGUAAGCUGCGUGGCGGUGUAGUUUAGAGCCGCUCCGCUACUAUCGCGUCUUUUCAUUCUUGUCUCGAUCCCUCCAUUCCUGCGUCCCUCUCCUUCUCCUCCCCCUUGGGGCUGCUGGUGGAGGAACCCACCCGCCCGCCCCCCUUCACCAACCACCCCCACGCCACCUCCACCAUACACUCGGACGAAGAGCGAGGCUCGAGCAGGACGUCCAAGCGAUCCAAGAGGACGGGAGGUUCGACUUUAUCACGGCGAGAGACAUUGUCCAUGGGAGGGGUUGUAAGACGGCGGGGAAGAUAAAGAUGCCGUCCCACGCGUGUCUUUGAAGCCGCGUCCUCUCCCGUCCGUGGAUGGCGAGGCAGGUGUUGCGAGCAGGGAGGAGGAUGCCGUUCGCCGCUCUCAUCUCCACUACGACGGCAUGGACAUUUUCAAACAUGGAAUUCUCCGCCUUUCCCAUUUUGCACGGCGUUAUGUAUUUUUAAGCCAAUUACGCCCCCCACCCCCCCACCCCACUCCGUCUUGUUCGGCAUUCGAGGCUUGUCAGAUCCUCCACUUUAAGGUAAAAUUAGCAGUGCCACGCUGCGACCAAAUAUUGCGGAUAUUUGAGAAAUAAUCAAAUAAUGAUGGUAGGAUUUGAUUUCCGAUGUUUUUUAAGUGAACGCGGUGGUUUUAAGGGGAGAAGAAUUGCACCAUCUGACCACUGAACGUUCGAGCCGUUUUUUUUUCUUCACAUUCGAUGCCGUGAAUGUGAUUUAUUAGGCCCGUGCCGUUUGAGAGGCGUCUGUACUGGCAUGACGUGCUGUCAUGACGGCGAGGAACUAAAUCUUGUGGCGCCCGUGGAGCUGUUCUGAUGCAGCAGGCAUGACGACGGCUCGUUUUGAAUAAGUCCCCAUGAUCUGGUGGCGGGGGAACCUCCUCAGGGGUUUGGACGGAUCCAAGACGACUGUAGGACUUGAGACGCCCUUCAGCGGGAGCAAAAGACCAAACGUUUGAUUCCCCCCCGAGGCAAAGACAAACAGGGGAAGGCGGUCUCUACGCGGGCCCUCGGGUUUCUCAGACCAGAAGCUGCAGAACCACGACCCAUUUAAGCGUAUGAGAUGUUCUGAUCCGGCUGGGAUGUAAUGUGCGGCUGUGCAGCUGAGCACCGGUCUCCUUCUCCGCUGCUUCGUCGAGAUUGGCUUCUGGUUUCCAGAGAAUGGCGCGGUUUGGUGACGAGGUACCAGCCAGGUACGGCGCGGGGGCCGGCGGGGGCGGCCCAGGCGGUCGCGGUGGAGGCAGACAAGGAGGACCGCACGGACACGGACACGGGCAUGGCCACGGACACGGGCAUCCCCACGGCCACGGGUUGGGCCACGGUCCACCCGGGGGACCGGGAACCCAGAGAGUGUACAAGCAGUCUAUGGCGCAGAGGGCCCGGACGAUGGCCUUGUACAACCCGAUCCCAGUACGCCAGAACUGCUUUACGGUCAACCGCUCCUUGUUUAUUUUCAGUGAAGACAACUUUGUGAGAAAAUAUGCCAAAAAGAUCACCGAAUGGCCUCCAUUUGAGUGGAUGAUUCUCGCCACCAUCAUCGCCAACUGCAUCGUCCUGGCCCUGGAGCAACAUUUGCCCGACGGUGACAAGACGCCACUGUCCGAGCGUCUGGACGCUACCGAGAUGUAUUUCAUUGGGAUCUUCUGUUUUGAAUCCGGGAUCAAGAUUCUGGCUCUGGGCUUCGCCUUCCACAAGAACUCAUACUUGAGGAAUGGAUGGAAUGUCAUGGACUUUGUGGUGGUGCUCACAGGGAUCCUGUCCACUGUGGGCUCAGAUUUUGACCUGCGGACCCUCAGAGCUGUUCGAGUCUUGAGGCCUCUAAAACUGGUUUCUGGUAUUCCCAGCUUACAGGUGGUGCUCAAGUCCAUCAUGAAGGCCAUGAUCCCUCUGCUCCAAAUUGGCCUCCUGCUUUUCUUUGCCAUCCUCAUGUUCGCCAUCAUCGGCUUGGAGUUUUACAUGGGCAAAUUCCACAAAACCUGCUUUGACAAUCACACAGGGGAGAUCCGAGAAGAGUUCCCGUGUGGGACGGAGCCUCCAUCGCGAUUGUGUCCGGAGGGGACCACGUGUCGAAAGUACUGGCUCGGUCCAAACUACGGCAUCACCCAGUUUGACAACAUCCUAUUCGCCAUCCUCACCGUCUUCCAGUGUAUCACCAUGGAGGGCUGGACUGAACUGUUGUACUAUAGCAACGAUGCCUCAGGGAGCGCAUGGAACUGGAUGUAUUUCAUCCCCCUUAUUAUCAUCGGCUCCUUCUUCAUGCUCAACCUGGUGCUGGGUGUGUUGUCAGGGGAGUUUGCCAAAGAGAGAGAGCGAGUGGAAAACAGAAGUGAGUUCCUGAAGCUGAGAAGGCAGCAGCAGAUUGAAAGGGAACUCAAUGGUUACUUGGAGUGGAUCUGCAAAGCCGAAGAGGUUCUCUUGGCAGAUGACGACAAUGAAAAUGAUUAUGAUGGCUCCCGCAGGAGAGCCACCAAGAACCACAAGAGCAAAGCGGAGCUUCUAAACCCGGAGGAGGGGGAGGGAGACCUGGCAGUUGGUUCACCGUUUGCCCGUGCCAGCUUAAAAAGCUCCAAGCUUGAAGUAUCAACAUUCAAGAGGCGAGAAAGGCGCUUGCGCUUCUUAAUUCGACACAUGGUGAAGUCCCAAGCCUUCUAUUGGACUGUACUGUGUUUGGUGGGCCUCAACACGCUGUGUGUGGCUGUCGUGCACUACGACCAGCCGGAACCGCUCUCGGAUUUUUUAAAUUAUGCUGAAUUUAUCUUCCUGGGAAUAUUCCUGACAGAGAUGUUUGUCAAGAUGUAUGGUCUGGGAAGGCAGGCAUACCUCAACUCUUCUUUCAACUGCUUUGACUGCAUCGUGAUCUGCGGCAGCAUAUUUGAAGUGCUGUGGUCUUUUAUCCAGCCGGGCACGUCGUUCGGCAUCAGUGUUUUACGAGCUCUCAGGUUAUUGAGGAUCUUCAAGGUCACCAAGUACUGGGCAUCUUUACGGAACCUUGUGGUGUCUUUGCUCAACUCCAUGAAGUCCAUCAUCAGCUUGCUCUUCCUCCUCUUCCUCUUCAUAGUUGUUUUCGCCCUGCUGGGAAUGCAGCUCUUCGGAGGACAGUUUAAUUUUGAAAAUGGCACUCCUUCAACAAACUUUGAUACCUUCCCGGCAGCAAUAAUGACAGUGUUUCAGAUCCUGACGGGAGAAGACUGGAACAUGGUGAUGUACUCCGGCAUCAAGUCUCAGGGCGGAGUCAACAAGGGCAUGGCCUUCUCCGUCUUCUUCAUUGUGCUCACACUUUUUGGCAACUAUACUCUGCUGAAUGUCUUCUUGGCUAUCGCUGUGGACAAUUUGGCCAACGCGCAGGAGCUAACCAAGGAUGAGCAAGAGGAGGAGGAGGCUGCCAGUCAGAAGAUCGCGUUGCAAAAAGCCAAGGAGGUGGCGGAAGUCAGCCCCCUCUCAGCUGCCAACCUCUCCAUAGCAGCCAACAAAGUACACAGUGAUUGUCACCACGCUACUGACCCCUUUCUGGACUGUAAGGAGCAGCAGAAGAACCACAACAAGGGGCUCAACAAAUCUGUGUGGGAGCAGCGCACCAAGGAGCUGAGGAAGCAAACGCUGGCAUCCAGCCGAGAAGCCCUUUACAACGAGCUGGACCCCGAAGAUCGCUGGAAGGCAAGAACAGGGCGGGAAGAACAAAACAAUGUCAACUACUCACGCCACGUUCGACCAGAUAUGAAAACUCACUUGGAUCGACCUUUGGUGGUUGACGCCCUUGAGAACCGCAACAACAACACCAACAAGAACACUGACAACAAUCCGGACCACUGCUUCACCCCGCGGCAUUCCGCCGAUGACCUCCGCAGGGAAACGCACCACCACCAACACGCGGGUCAAGGGCGCCCCGCUAAAGCUCCUCUCGAGCGAGGCGAGUCCACUGAGAGCAGGCGGAGCCGGAAAAGUACGCACCAUCAUCGUAGCUCCCACGUGAGAUUGGAUACAACGGUCAUUCCCGGGCCGGGCUCGGAGGAGAGGCCGACGAGGCGCCAUCAUCAUAAUCGCAGCGGAAGUCGAGGGACGGGGCAGUCCGAACACAAGAAACCUCGUUUGCAUCGCAAGAAUGAUGAAGGCGAGGACGGUCGAGAAGGAACUGGAAAAGCGGGAAGACACAAGAGCAAAGGGGUCGAGGAAGGUGGCGAGGGAGGAGAGAAGGAAGCAGCUGGUGAUGGAAGUGAGAGGAGGCCGAGAAGGAAUCGCCAUGGCAACCAGACGGAAGGAGACGGGAAGAAGACGUGCCAGCAUCGACGCAAGUCCGGGAGUGUUCUGAACCUCUCCACGACGAGGCCCAUCCAAAAGAGGCUGUCCAGGCAGGACAGGCAAGACAGUGAAGACAUGGACAACCUCAUGAAUAGCAAACUGGUUUCUGGCUCCGCCCCUUCCGACGAGCAGCACCCAAAUCCACCUGUGGCCCCGAGCUUUGAAUCGGCCCUCCAGCUCGUCAACAGCGGUACCCGGGGGAGUUUAGUCAGAUUAGACAGCUUCGGGAACGUCGGGCAUCGGCGUGCCAGCAGCAUCAUCAGACAACCCCACCUGGACCACACGGUCGUGGACAUGCCGAUUUUUCCAUCCACCAAUGCCAUUCUGCAGGUCAAUAAAAAUGCAAACACAGAGCCUUUACCGGCGAAGGAGGACAAGGACGACGAUGAUGACGCAAAGGGCGGUGACGGGGGACCCAGGCCCAUGCCUCCCUUCACCUCAAUGUUUAUACUGACCACCACGAACCCGUUUCGCCGGGCCUGUCACUACAUCUGCACCCUGCGCUACUUUGAGAUGUGUAUUCUGCUCGUCAUUGCCAUGAGUAGCAUCGCCCUUGCUGCCGAAGACCCCGUCUGGCCCGAUUCUACUCGCAACAAUGUCCUGCGCUAUUUCGAUUACGUCUUCACAGGAGUCUUCACAUUUGAGAUGCUAAUUAAGAUGGUGGACCUGGGCUUGGUCUUGCACCAAGGCUCGUAUUUCCGUGACUUGUGGAACAUCCUCGACUUUAUUGUGGUUAGUGGUGCGCUGGUGGCCUUCGCCUUCACGGGGAGCAGCAAAGGGAAAGACAUCAGCACCAUCAAGUCUCUGAGGGUGCUCAGAGUGCUGCGGCCACUUAAGACCAUAAAGCGUCUUCCCAAACUCAAGGCCGUUUUUGACUGCGUGGUGAACUCUCUAAAGAACGUCCUCAACAUUCUGAUCGUCUACCUGCUCUUCAUGUUCAUCUUUGCCGUGGUGGCCGUGCAGCUCUUCAAGGGACGCUUCUUUCACUGCAGUGAUGAAUCCAAAGAGUUUGAGCGUGACUGCAGAGGGGAGUUUUUGGUGUACGGGCGCGAUAAUGAAGUGAAGGCACAGAAGCGGGAGUGGAAGAAGUACGAUUUCCACUAUGACAACGUGGCUUGGGCCCUGCUCACGCUCUUCACCGUCUCGACUGGGGAGGGUUGGCCGGAGGUGCUGAAACAUUCCGUGGACGCCACUUACGAGAAUCAAGGCCCCAGCCCGGGGUACCGGAUGGAGAUGUCCAUCUUUUAUGUGGUGUAUUUUGUCGUCUUCCCCUUUUUCUUUGUCAAUAUCUUCGUGGCUCUCAUCAUCAUCACCUUCCAGGAGCAAGGAGACAAAAUGAUGGAGGAUUAUAGUUUAGAAAAGAAUGAGAGAGCUUGUAUCGAUUUUGCCAUCAACGCCAAGCCUUUGACUCGCCACAUGCCCAAGAACAAGCUCAGCUUUCAGUACCGCAUGUGGGAGUUUGUGGUGUCGCCACCGUUCGAGUACACGAUCAUGGCGAUGAUUGCGCUCAACACGAUUGUCCUGAUGAUGAAGUACGAUGGAGCGUCAGACACCUACGAAGCCGUGUUAGCCAACCUCAACAUCGUGUUUACUUCGCUGUUCUCCAUGGAGUGUGUGCUCAAGAUUAUUGCCUUUGGAGUACUGAAUUAUUUUAAAGAUGCCUGGAAUAUUUUUGACUGCGUGACCGUUCUAGGAAGCAUCACUGACAUUCUGGUCACUGAACUUGGGAAUAACUUCAUCAACUUGAGUUUCCUGAGGCUGUUCAGGGCAGCUCGGCUCAUCAAGCUGCUGAGGCAAGGAGAAACCAUUCGCAUCUUGCUCUGGACCUUCGUUCAGUCCUUCAAGGCUCUGCCUUAUGUUUGCCUCCUCAUUGCCAUGCUCUUCUUCAUCUAUGCCAUCAUUGGGAUGCAGCUUUUCGGGAAUAUUGCGAUUGAAGAAGACGGGGAGGGCGCCAUCGACCAACACAACAACUUCAGGACCUUCGUUCAGGCUCUCAUGUUGCUCUUCAGGAGCGCCACUGGGGAGGCGUGGCAUGAGAUCAUGCUGGCGUGCCUGGGGGGUAAAGAAUGCGACGAGCUGUCAGGGAAUACAGAGCCAGAGUGCGGCAGCCAAGUGGCUUACCUUUACUUUGUCUCGUUCAUCUUCUUCUGUUCAUUUUUGAUGCUGAAUCUGUUUGUGGCCGUCAUCAUGGACAACUUUGAGUACUUGACCAGAGAUUCUUCCAUACUUGGACCUCACCACUUGGAUGAGUAUGUCAGGAUCUGGGCCGAGUAUGAUCCUGCCGCCUGUGGCAGAAUCAGUUGCAGGCAAAUGUAUGACAUGCUGAGGCACAUGUGUCCUCCACUAGGCCUCGGGAAGAGGUGUCCAGCACGGGUGGCCUACAAGAGACUCCUUCGCAUGGAUCUGCCCGUGGCGGACGACAACACGGUCCACUUUAACUCCACCCUCAUGGCUUUGAUCCGCACAGCCCUGGACAUCAAAAUCGCCAAGAUUUCUGAAGGUGGUAUUGACAAGCACCAGAUGGAUGCCGAGCUGAGGAAAGAGAUGAUGGCAAUCUGGCCCAAUCUCUCCCAGAAGCAUCUGGACUUGCUGGUUACUCCCCACAAGUCAGCGACAGACCUGACAGUUGGCAAAAUCUACGCUGCCAUGAUGAUCAUGGAGUACUACCGGCAGAGCAAGACCAAGCGCUCGCAAGCGCUCCGCGAUGAGCAGAAUCGAACGCCAUUACUGUUUCAGCGCGUGGAACCGCCUUCCCCCACCCAAGACGGGGGUCCGGGCCUCAACAAUGCCCUCCCUCCACCCGAGACGACAGAGACAAUGAGCAAACUCCCGGUGGAUGGGGGGGUGCCGGAGAGCCAGUCCUGGGUCACAGCUCGCGCUCAGGAGAUGUCCCAAAAGGUCGGGAGCUGGAGCCCUGAAGAUGGCCUGGGAAGCAUGACCACGUCGCAGACGGUAGAGAUGAGAGAGAUGGGGCAGGAUGGUUACUCGGAUACUGAGCACUUUCCACCAAUGGAAGGCCACGGCAGGGCCGCUUCCAUGCCCCGCCUACCAGGCGACAACCAAAAGCGGAGGAAGGGAAAGCAGCGUGGCAGUCACCUCAGUGCCAUCGGCGACAACAGCCCCAUGAAGCGCUCGGCCUCAUCGUUAGGUCACAGUAGGUCGGGACGCGGCAGCAGAGACAAAGGAGGCCCGGAUGGCUACAAUAUGGAGCGCGUUAUACCCGAAGAAGGUCGUGCUUCCAGGCACGGGCACAGGAGAAAAGAGCGCAGCCAUCGUGCCUCCGAGAGGUCGCUGAGUCGCUACGCCGAAGCCGAUGCAGACACUCAGUCCGGUGACCUGAUGUCCAGGGACAGGGAUCGGGAUCGAGAUCGUGGUCGAUCCAAAGACCGCAAGCACCAUCACCAUCAUCACCACCAUCACGGCUCGGUGGACAAAGAGCGUUACGCGGCGGAGCGUGGCGGCGAAUACGGCCGCAAGCAUUCUCGCGACAGAGAGCCCGACCGGGAGAGGGAAAGGGAGCGAGACCCGCGGUGGUCGCGAUCCCCCAGCGAGGGUCGCGAUUGCAUCACACACAGACAGGGCAGUAGUUCGGUCAGUGGAAGUCCUGUUCCAUCAACCUCCGGGACUAGCACGCCGCGCCGAGGCCGCCGUCAAUUGCCUCAGACCCCCGCAACGCCCCGCCCCCACGUUACGUACUCCCCGGUAGUCCGUAAGGCCGUGCCCGCACAACCCGCGGGGCCUCAGGGCCGGGCCCCGGCACCUGUUCCCCGCAGAUUGUCUCCUGAUGGUCCCCAAGGUCCGGUCCCUCUUGCCGGCGUCCCGCCGGCCCACCACGGCAUGCCCCGCCAGACUCAUCACCCUCCACUUCGCUGGGCAGACACAGAUGGGGGAUCCCUAGAAGGGGACGGCUGCUUUUACAACCAAAACUACGUGCCCCACCACGAACCGCCAGCCCUUGAGCCAGGCAGCAACCCCCACCCUCACCCCUUGGCCAGCCACCAACUGCCGCCUCCUCCUCAGCCGCAACCGCGCAACCUGCACCCGCUGCCUCCACCGCAGCCCCACCCCGUAAACAACCCCAACCCUCACCCCUUGCCGCCACACCCGCAGCCAAACCGUACCUCGCCCAGGACCGUCCACCACAUGCCCCCAUCGACCGCUCCCCUGACUGGGCCCCUUCAAGGGCAAGUGCAGCCCCCCGUCCAGCGUCGCCUACCCAACGGUUACCGCUCUUCGUCACCUUCCACACAUCUCCACGGACCCCAACACAGUGGGCCUCACAAGGUCCCACCCCCAGCGGGACACCCUAGAGGACCCCGCAAAGGUCUGCAUGAACCCUAUUGCGAGAAGGAGCAGGACGACUGGUGCUAGCCCACAGUACACGGACUGACGUGACGUUAGCCAGUCCUUGGAAUAUUCCGGCAAGGAAUGAAACCAGAAUGCUCAAACGUGAAAACAAACAAACAAACAAAAAAAACUACAGGAAAAAGAGGUACCAAACGUGUAUUGAUGUCGCAUUCAUCACAUGACAAAAAAUGUCAGAGUACAGCUUUGAAGGACGCAAGUUAGAGCGGCGAUUUCAAAUUUGGUCUCUGGUCAAGAGCUACAGCCACUUACAAGAUGUCAAGAGUUGCAACCCCCCCC